Molecule: messenger RNA, 801 nt
Organism: Trichogramma pretiosum
Lineage: Eukaryota; Metazoa; Arthropoda; Insecta; Hymenoptera; Trichogrammatidae
Product: cysteine-rich PDZ-binding protein
Exons: 2
Coding region: 100-405 (101 amino acids)
Biological process (GO): cytoplasmic microtubule organization
Cellular component (GO): dendrite
Molecular function (GO): microtubule binding; PDZ domain binding
Source: RefSeq, a predicted model, not a curated record
UAUUGUACACUAAAGUGAAAAGUUUUACAGUGAAAAAAAUUCAAACAUUUUACUUGUUUUGUAAAACUCAUAAAUCUUAACUCAUAAACGAAAACCAAAAUGGUUUGUGAAAAGUGUGAAAAAAAAUUAGGUAAGGUCAUUACUCCAGAUCCUUGGAAAGUAGGAGCCCGUAAUACUACAGAAGGUGGUGGCCGUAAAGUAGGAGAAAACAAGGCUCUAUCAGCAGCCAGCAAAGCCAGAUUUAAUCCUUACACAUCCAAAUUUGAAACAUGCAAAAUAUGUAGGCAGAAGGUUCAUCAGCCAGGAUCACAUUAUUGUCAAUCUUGUGCUUACAAAAAAGCAAUAUGUGCCAUGUGUGGUAAAAAACUGAUGAGUACAAAAAACUAUCGCCAAUCAGCAACUUAAAUGUAAUGUAUUAUUUGUAUACUUUAGGAUUAUUAAUUCAAUAUUUCUUGAAACUUCUUUCUUCAUAGUAAAUAUAAGAAAAAACUUAUAUUACUUCUUAACAUACCAACAUUUAUGUAAAAUUUAACUUUUAUCUGAUGAAUAAGAGCUUUGUGUCCUCAGCAUUCAAUUAAUCUAUUCUGCUAUGUAUUAAGAUUCUAGUUUUUUUUGGAAGUUUCAUUAGUUGUACCAUUUGUAUAUAAUCAUGUAAAAAAAAAUUGGCCCAAAAAUCAAAAAAGCCUUGAGAUGUAUCAUAAUUGUAGAUUUAAGAGAUAUCUUAAAUGAUUCAAUGAUAAUUGAUAUUUAUUGUGUAAAUAAACGUUUAACAAAAACCUAAAUAAAAUGAUGUAAAAUUUA